This is a messenger RNA of Lottia gigantea (owl limpet), 2134 nucleotides long. RefSeq lists its product as hypothetical. The transcript has a single exon. Gene Ontology annotation, biological process: intraciliary transport. The record is from RefSeq and is a predicted model, not a curated record. Lineage: Eukaryota; Metazoa; Mollusca; Gastropoda; Lottiidae. Gene Ontology annotation, molecular function: dynein heavy chain binding; dynein light chain binding. Gene Ontology annotation, cellular component: cytoplasmic dynein complex. Bases 100 to 2001 code for a protein of 633 amino acids.
GAUGAUGAUUUUGAAGAUUAUGAUGAUGAUUUUGAAGAAGACGAUGAUGAUGAUGAAGAGAGACAAAAGAAACCUACUAUAAAAUCAGAGGACAGAGAAAUGUCAGACCUUUUAAAAGCACUAGACGAAGAAAAUGCCAGAUUAGCUGCAGGUUCUGUUGACAGCAACAAAUCUGAUUAUUCUGACCAAUAUCAUGACAACCAAGAAUCUAAACAAUCUCAAAAGCCAGUCAGUCGUGGUAGAACUUUCAUUAAUUUUGUUAAUGCAAAACAAAGAGCGGUUGAUCAGAAGGUAUCAGAUAAAACAAGGAAGCGUGGCAAAGAUUUACUCAAACUAAUAGAAUUUGACCAUGCUAGUUUUGAUAUAUUUGAUUUGCCACCAGUGAAAGAAUAUGAACUUUACAUUCGUAGUUUUGGUCGCACAGAUACGAGACAGGCCUACAUUCAGACAAAUGAAGAUAAUCUAGACCGUGAUAUCCAAACAGAAGAAAUUGAAUUACUAGAUAAAUGGACACAAUAUCCAGCAGAAGAUUUACUUGGCUGUGGAGGAGAUAAUGUGGAAUCAGUAAAGCAAGAGAUGAAGACGCCUGCUUCAGAAUUAGAAUCCACCAGAAUGGUAUCAUUUUUGUCGAAAGCUGCCCAAGCUAUUGGUAUUUUACUGAAUGAGGAGUCAACAACAUCGAAUGAAGAUGGAGAAAAGGGAAUCAAAUCCAAUUUGUCUGCAAGUGAUGGAUACCAUCAACUUGGAAUGCCAUUGAUUUUGAAGGAUCGCUAUGUAACUUAUGCCAACUAUAGCCCAAGUCAACCCAAUUAUUUGUUAACUUGCUAUAGCAUGCCCUCACUAAACUCUGAAAACACAAGUAUGCAAAAAGGUAUAAUAUGUGUUUGGAACAUUAUGGAACCGUCCAGCCCCCAGAAGUACUUAGCCUGUGAAUCCCAACCAAAUUGUUGCUGCUUCAGUCCUAACAGAACAUCAUUGGUUUGUGCUGGCAUGACAGAUGGAUCAUUGGUUAUUUGGGAUCUCAGAGAACAAGGUUAUAUGCAUCGUAUGAUUAAAUUAGAUCAGGAGGAAUAUCUCUUCAGAUUUCCGACUUAUAAUACAGCUGGGGUAUCAGAGAGUGAGAAUCAUCACAGUCCUGUCCAGUCAUUGGUUCCAGUUUUUCCUGACCCAACCAGCUCACAAUAUAAAGAAGAGACAGACAAUUCUGGUUUGUCAUUUCAACUGGCAUCAGUCGAAAAGAAUGGUUGUGUCAAUCUGUGGGUGGUUACAGAAAUUCCAUCUCCAGAUUCAGCAGGGUCAGAAGUAGAUUUAGGCUUGUCUCCUGGAGGAAAGAUAAAACUUGUGAAAAGCUCAACUAUCAAAUUAAACAGUCCCUUGAAAUUGGACAAGGGAGACAGUUUACAAGCGUUUGAAUUUAAACUUUCAACGUGUGACUUAAACCAUUUCUAUGUCGGAACGGACACUGGUUAUGUAAUUCAUGGUGUCAGAUUUGGCUCCAGUGCCUUCCCCCGUGGACAUACAUCUGUGAUAGAUACACCCCUGAAGGUUAAUAGUAUUGACUUUUCACCAUUUGGUUACUCUUAUUUAUUGGCUGGAUGUUCUGAUGGAUCCAUCCACCUAUAUCAUACCAAAUUGGAAAAUCCUCUAGUGUCUUGGAAUGAUCUAUCAGAUGGACAGCCUUGUUGUAUUCAAAGUGUCAGAUGGUCACGUAGUCGUGCUGCUGUUUUCUUUGUGCUUGAUGACCAUUCUAAUUUAUAUACAUUCGAUUUACUGGAGGGUGAUUCUCGACCAGUCCAUGUGGACAAAAUUACCACUGGAAAAGCUGUGUAUAUGACUCUAAACAAUGACAGUAGAAUUUUAGGUUCUGGACUUACUAAAUGUCCUCAGUUGUUGCUAGCUUUGGAUAAUGGUUCAACAGAACUUCAUAACAUAAAGCAGAACCUGAUAGAAGACAAAACAUUAGAAGGAGAAUUUUUGAAAAAAUUUAAUGAACGUUUUUAACUUAAUUCCAGAAAUUAGAAUCCUUUAUAAUGUGCUAUGUAUAAGCUUAUUUAUUUAUUUAUUGAAGUCUUAUUUUCCUAAGAGAUUUAAAUGUUAAAAUCCGUCCUGUGAUAAAGUAUUGUAUAGUUCUUGU